AUGCUCAUCAAAGUCAAGACACUCACCGGCAAGGAGAUCGAAAUCGAUAUCGAGCCCAAUGACAAGAUCACCCGUAUCAAAGAACGUGUCGAGGAGAAGGAGGGUAUCCCCCCAGCACAGCAGCGUUUGAUUUUCGGAGGAAAGCAGAUGGCUGAUGAUCGUUUGGCGUCGGACUACAACAUCGAGGGCGGCUCUGUUCUUCAUUUGGUGCUUGCUCUUCGCGGAGGUUGCUAA
This is a messenger RNA of Gamsiella multidivaricata, 234 nucleotides long. RefSeq names its product ubiquitin-related domain-containing protein. Gene Ontology annotation, molecular function: ubiquitin protein ligase binding; protein tag activity. The record is from RefSeq and is a predicted model, not a curated record. Bases 1 to 234 code for a protein of 77 amino acids. Lineage: Eukaryota; Fungi; Mortierellomycota; Mortierellomycetes; Mortierellales; Mortierellaceae. Gene Ontology annotation, cellular component: cytoplasm; nucleus. The transcript is spliced from 5 exons. Gene Ontology annotation, biological process: regulation of proteolysis; modification-dependent protein catabolic process; protein neddylation.